CAAAAAAUUGUUGGCCUACAAGGGCGCAGGGUGCUGGAGGUAACCGAGUGAGAGCGGACAGAGUACUGGGGGAAACGAGUCACGGAGGUACCGUGAGCAACGUCAACAACAGAAUCAACAGCAGCAAAAUGCCGAAUAAAACGAAAAAGGAAAAGGAGUCAACAAAAUCUGCCAAAAGCGGGACUAAAAACAGCAGCAGUAGCGGUGGGAAGGACGCAGGAGCUGAAAACUCGGAAGAGACGCAGCAACAGCAGACUGCAAGUAAACGGCCCAGCAAUAGCACCCCGCCACCUACUCAGCUGAAUAAAAUCAAAUACUCUGGGGGACCACAGAUUGUGAAAAAAGAAAGACGCCAGAGUUCAUCACGUUUUAACCUCAGUAAAAAUCGGGAACUACAAAAACUGCCAGCUCUGAAAGAUGCACCUUCUCAGGACAGGGAAGAACUUUUUAUCCAAAAGUUACGGCAGUGCUGUGUGCUUUUUGAUUUUGUUACGGACCCCCUCAGUGACUUGAAAUACAAGGAAGUUAAGCGAGCUGGUCUCAAUGAAAUGGUGGAGUACAUUACACAUAACAGGGAUGUUAUCACCGAGUCCAUUUAUCCUGAAGCUGUCAUCAUGUUUUCAGUAAAUCUAUUUAGAACACUGCCUCCUUCUUCAAAUCCAACGGGAGCAGAGUUUGAUCCUGAGGAGGAUGAGCCAACACUAGAAGCAGCAUGGCCUCAUCUGCAGCUUGUAUAUGAGUUUUUUCUGAGAUUCUUGGAAUCUCCAGAUUUUCAGCCAAAUGUAGCAAAGAAGUACAUUGACCAGAAAUUUGUGUUAUCUCUUCUGGAAUUAUUUGACAGCGAAGAUCCCAGGGAAAGAGAUUUUCUAAAAACUAUUCUACACAGGAUCUAUGGCAAAUUCCUAGGUCUUAGAGCAUAUAUUCGAAGACAGAUUAAUAAUAUAUUUUACAGGUUUAUAUAUGAAACGGAACACCAUAAUGGAAUUGCAGAACUAUUAGAAAUAUUAGGAAGCAUAAUAAAUGGUUUUGCUUUACCACUGAAGGAGGAGCACAAAAUGUUUCUGAUUAGAGUACUAUUACCAUUACAUAAAGUGAAAUCACUUAGCGUGUAUCAUCCGCAGCUCGCUUAUUGUGUUGUGCAGUUUUUAGAAAAGGAUAGCAGUCUGACAGAACCAGUGAUUAUGGGUUUACUGAAGUUCUGGCCAAAGACUCACAGUCCAAAAGAAGUUAUGUUCUUGAAUGAACUGGAAGAAAUACUUGAUGUGAUUGAGCCAUCAGAGUUUGUAAAGGUCAUGGAGCCACUCUUUAGACAGCUAGCCAAAUGUGUGUCCAGUCCUCAUUUCCAGGUGGCAGAAAGAGCACUGUACUACUGGAACAAUGAAUAUAUAAUGAGUUUGAUCAGUGAUAAUGCUGCAAAAAUUCUCCCAAUCAUGUUUCCUGCACUAUACAAGAACUCCAAAAGCCACUGGAACAAGACAAUCCAUGGACUGAUCUAUAAUGCCCUUAAGCUUUUUAUGGAGAUGAACCAGAAGUUGUUUGAUGAUUGCACACAGCAAUAUAAAGCUGAAAAGCAAAAGGAAAAAUAUAAGUUGAAGGAACGGGAAGAAAUAUGGCAUAAAAUAGAAGAGUUAGCCCAGCAAAAUCCACAGUUUUCAAUGUACCAUGAGACUCCUUCUUUAAUGCCUUUAUACUGUAUGGAAACAGAGACUCCUACUGCUGAAGAUAUUCAGCUUCUGAAGAAAACUGUUGAAUCAGAAGCUUCUCAGGUCAUUAAAGACAUAAAGAAGGACAAAGUGUUGAUGCGCCGGAAGUCCGAGCUGCCCCAGGAUGUGUACACCAUAAAAGCACUGGAGGCUCAUAAGCGUGCAGAGGAAUACCUGACUGCCAACCAGGAAGCCCUCUGACAUGGGACCAGCUGGCCCUUCUCCCUUCCUAGACCACAUGCUUUCCGCUCUUGCCUAGAAGUUAAAAACAUCAAACAACACACACGCAAGACAAAUGCACGCACAGACACAAGUUGUAAGGAAAGAAAAAACCGAGGAAUCAUCCAGCAGUGUUGUAUUUUUAAUAUAGGUAUACAGACCUGUUCUCCUGUGUCUCUGUUAUGUUUUCCUCUAGUUUCUUUUUUGCUUUUGUUUCUGUCCCUGACCGCAAUUUGGUGUGAUAUUCAGAGAAUAAUGCAGGGCAGCUGCAAAAGAACUAUGCGGUGUGCAUCAGCUGCUUAGCACAAAAAUAAAAAAUAAA
Molecule: messenger RNA, 2244 nt
Organism: Erpetoichthys calabaricus (reedfish)
Lineage: Eukaryota; Metazoa; Chordata; Cladistia; Polypteriformes; Polypteridae
Gene: ppp2r5d
Product: protein phosphatase 2, regulatory subunit B', delta
Exons: 16
Coding region: 129-1904 (591 amino acids)
Biological process (GO): protein dephosphorylation; signal transduction
Cellular component (GO): protein phosphatase type 2A complex; nucleus; cytosol
Molecular function (GO): protein phosphatase activator activity
Source: RefSeq, a predicted model, not a curated record